CUCAGUUCUGUUACGUUUCGCUUUUGGUUCAGCAUAAUCGCAGUGGUUUGGACGAGAGAAGAUAAGCGAGACUACUAACGCCGAAGCUUAAUAACCUGGUUGUUCUGUGGACGAUUAACUUGAGAAGUUUCGAAAAGGAACUCAUUAAGAAAACCAAUACAAUACUGUCAUCAUGGCUUCCACAGAAUAUGUUAUGCCCCAGAAGGAGACUGAAGAGCAAAGCCUAACUAAAGCCAUGGACGAACUGGAGUUGUGGAGGAACAAAGUUGAGAAAGCCGAGACGGAGAAGUCCAGACUUCUCCUGGAGAAACUGAGCGCAGAGGAGACCAAAAAACAAGCCCAAAAUGAAACGAUGAAGCUCGUGGAGCAACAGAAAAAGUUGGAAGAAGCCUUUGAAAAAACGAAUCAAGCAAAACAGGACAGUAUCCUGCAACUUGAGAAAAGUAAUCAGGCGCUGAUGCAGCAGCUGCAGAAGUACGAAGACAUGCUGAAAGCCAAGAAGGCUGAGUACUCAUCUCUCCAGCAGCUCUCCAAGGUUAAAGCAGACAUUCCCGAAACGAAGGUGACAUUCACAGGGGUGGAGACAGAAGGGGAGGACACAAACUAUGAGGACAUUGUGGGUGUCUUCACCAUUACCCAGAAGCCCUCGCUACACCUGGCUGGUGGGGAGGCACUCAUCACGUUUGAGGAGGAGAAAGUGGCAGAAAAUAUUCUGAGGCUGCCCAGGUGCUCCGUGGCUUUUGACAAUAACAGAAUGGACCUGAAUCCCAUCAAAGUGACGCUGGGCUCCUCCGUGAAGUUUGAGGUGCACCUGAAUGUGUCUAAGAGGAAGCUGCGCUUCUCCAACCUGUUCCCUCACCUGCCCGCGGAGCGCAUGCGGGAUCACCUGGAGAUCAGGUUCUCCAAGCCCAGCCUCGGGGGAGGGGAGGUGGAGGAGGUGGCCUACAACAUGGACACGGGCUCGGGCGAGAUCACCUUCCUCAACACCGGAGUUGCUGAGCGCUUGGCCCUCAAGAGGAAAUACACCCUCGAUGCCAGUCAGGAGGUUCAUGUCUCUGUCCAGCCUUCUUUCGAAUACCAGCUGAAGAAAUUUCAGACUUACUGCGGGGUCUCCAAGCGUACGGUGCUGCUUCGCGGGAUCGAGGACGUCGUGGACGAGGAGGAUCUACAAGAUCACCUGGAGAUCCACUUCCAGAAGCCCAGCAACUACGGCGGGGAGGUGGAGAACAUCAAGUACAUCAGCAGACCCAAAAGCGCUGAAGCCUACUUCAGCGAGGACGCCACGUAAACUAAAGACAGCACAUGUUGAAACGUCUGCUGCAGUUUCCUUCGUAUAGCACGUUCUGCAAAGGGCAUUGUCACACAGAGCAGCUUUACAGUGAUCCAGGCCUGAAUCCCCCAAUAACAUGCCUUAGGGCAACAGUGGCAGAGGAGACACUCCCUGACUGGUAACAGGAAGAAACCUUGAGCAGAACCUGCCCUUCUGCCACAAUGCCACUGUCUAGGAAAAAAAGCUAAUUACGUGUAAUCUAUAAAUCAUCUGCUAUAAGUGAGAACCCUGUUCCUUUUCAUUAUCUUGAUAAGUAUAAACUAUCUUUUAGAUAAGAUUUUAAACUGAGGUCUUGACUCACCUGACUUAUUACAAUGACUAUGGGGGUAUCUUGAUGUUUUGUCCCAACCUGCCCACUUAAUCAUCCCCCACUUUCAUUGGCUCGAUGCUUUCCUCCCUCUCCACCUAAUCUAAUUUGCGUUACGGUGUUCUGAUGCAAAAUGGCCGCCAAGAAUGUGGGUGCUACAAAUUGGUUGUGGUUGAGGUGAGUUUCCCCCCUUCACUGUGAAGGGAUUUGAGAUCAUGAUUUGAAAAGCCAUGCCCAUGAUGAUAAUAAUGAUGAUGAUGAUAAUGCUACUAAUAAUAAUAUUAAUUCUUCUUCUUAUUAUUACUAUUAUAUGCACCAAAUGAUAAUCAAAUAAGAGUUUUCACUGUGAUAGCUUCAGUGAAGGCUUGUGGCACAGCCUGAAAAUGCAAACGUCAACUCUUCAGCAAAUUGUAAUUCACCUGAAAUCCACUAUGUGUCUCUGUAGCAGUAAUAUGUAAUGUCUGUAUGUGACAAUGAAAUUGCUUAUUCUAAGGCUGGGAUUAAUUAAAGGACUAUUUGUGAUUA
Molecule: messenger RNA, 2162 nt
Organism: Anguilla rostrata (American eel)
Lineage: Eukaryota; Metazoa; Chordata; Actinopteri; Anguilliformes; Anguillidae
Gene: nmi
Product: N-myc (and STAT) interactor
Exons: 11
Coding region: 173-1288 (371 amino acids)
Cellular component (GO): cytoplasm
Source: RefSeq, a predicted model, not a curated record